Messenger RNA from Auxenochlorella protothecoides, 411 nucleotides. Its product is annotated as Histone H3.1. Lineage: Eukaryota; Viridiplantae; Chlorophyta; Trebouxiophyceae; Chlorellales; Chlorellaceae. Gene Ontology annotation, cellular component: nucleosome. Gene Ontology annotation, molecular function: protein heterodimerization activity; DNA binding; structural constituent of chromatin. The transcript has a single exon. Bases 1 to 411 code for a protein of 136 amino acids. The record is from RefSeq and is a predicted model, not a curated record.
AUGGCUCGCACCAAGCAGACCGCCCGUAAGUCCACCGGUGGCAAGGCCCCCCGCAAGCAGCUGGCCACCAAGGCCGCUCGCAAGUCCGCCCCCGCGACGGGAGGAGUGAAGAAGCCUCACCGCUACAGGCCCGGAACCGUCGCCCUGCGCGAGAUCCGCAAGUACCAGAAGUCCACGGAGCUGCUGAUCCGCAAGCUGCCCUUCCAGCGCCUGGUCCGCGAGAUCGCCCAGGACUUCAAGACCGACCUGCGCUUCCAGUCCUCCGCCGUGCUGGCCCUGCAGGAGGCCGCCGAGGCCUACCUGGUCGGCCUGUUCGAGGACACCAACCUGGCUGCCAUCCACGCCAAGCGCGUGACCAUCCAGCCCAAGGACAUCCAGCUGGCCCGCCGCAUCCGUGGCGAGCGCGCUUGA